AUGCCUCGAUGGAUUUCGCUCAACCCACCCGCUCUCCGCUCUCUCGCCCCUCCCCCCACACCAGGCUCGGUGGUGGCGAGCUCAAGCCUACUUUUGGGGCGCCUCAAAAGUAGACCCCCUGUCUCCCCUUCCCCCCUCACUCCCUCCCCCCCGCCUGGCUCGGCUCGGUGGUGGCGAGCUCAAGCCGCCCGUUUCUUGCUCCGCUGGCCGUCCGCUCAUCUCUGCCACGUCAUCAACCGCGUCCGCCACGUCAGCUACGGCCGCCUCAUGGCCGACCGUGUGGCGGCAGUCGCUGCCCAGCAGGCGAGCAUCGUCGAAUCGUUGAACGCCACCUCGGGUGCCAGCUCAGCAGCCACGUCAGAUGCCAGCUCAGCAGCCAACUCAGCAGACACGUCAGCUGCCAGCUCAGCAGCAGAAAGAGGAGAUCCGCUGGACGAUCUGCUGCUGCUGAUUGCUGCCAAGGCGAGGGCAACCGAGAGGGAAAUCCCUCCUGCCAAUGGCAGCGCGACACGUGUACGGUCGUUGCAAUCACAUAUCUGGCCAAUGAGGGGCGUCUCAGGCUGCUAUGGCAACCUUGGGAGCUCCACCAACAACCCUAGCAGCCCUGGCACCGCUCUCAACCGUUCCAGUUCCCAAGACCCUAACCAGAAGGCUACAGAUGUGGGGGGGAGUGAGAGCAUUGACAUGGGGGGGGGAAGCGAGGGCAGGGGGAGUGGGGACAUCAUGGGGGUAGGGGGGGAGGUGCAGAUGGUGCGACCAGUGGUGAGCAUGCAUGUGCGGUUGAGCGAUAAAGGGUCUGAGAUGCAGCUUCACCCGCUGCCGGCGUUCAUGCUUGUUGCUGCCCGGCUGAGAGCGCACCAGCCGGGUCUGAAGCACGUUUGGCUGAGCACUGAAGUGCAGUCUGUAAUCGACGAGACAAGCGAUUAUUCCGGCUGGACGUUUUUCUACACCAACGCCUCUAGAGUGCAGAGUGCGCAACAAAUGAAAGACGAGCAGGAAAAUGCCCAGCAACCAAUAGCGAACAUUUUCGCCAAUUUGCUCAUUACAGCGGAAUGCGAAUUUUUUAUUGGGUCUCUGGGAUCGAAUUGGAACAGGCUUAUUGAUGAACUGCGCAGUACAAACGGACGGCUGUACUCAGGGCUUGUUUCAUUUACGUUUGGGAUGUAA
Molecule: messenger RNA, 1167 nt
Organism: Closterium sp. Naga37s-1
Lineage: Eukaryota; Viridiplantae; Streptophyta; Zygnematophyceae; Desmidiales; Closteriaceae
Source: the annotation of a GenBank genome assembly